Messenger RNA from Eucalyptus grandis, 1811 nucleotides. Its product is annotated as cytochrome P450 71B34. Lineage: Eukaryota; Viridiplantae; Streptophyta; Magnoliopsida; Myrtales; Myrtaceae. The transcript is spliced from 3 exons. The record is from RefSeq and is a predicted model, not a curated record. Gene Ontology annotation, molecular function: iron ion binding; oxidoreductase activity, acting on paired donors, with incorporation or reduction of molecular oxygen; heme binding. The coding region runs from base 163 to 1698 and encodes 511 amino acids.
UCUUCUUCCCAGAUAAUAAAGAAAAGUCAUCCCCGCAAGAUGCUCUGGCCAAUUUCGGCAGCAGACUCUUCCAUUAAUUCUUUCGCGUUAAGUUUCACUCCCACCCCUCGCGCUAUUUAACCACCCCAAACUUACUCAACCUCGUACAUCGCCAUCCCAACAAUGGCUCUCGACAUCCUCUUCACAUGGCUUGCUCUUUCCCUUCCUCCUCUCCUCCUCCUCCUCCUCCUCCUCCUCUCAGCGAAAAAGUUCAACAACAAAAAGAAGAACCUCCCUCCAGGGCCUCCACCGCUCCCCAUCAUAGGCAACCUUCACCAGCUCGGCCACUUGCCUCACCAAUCUUUGUGGAAGCUCUCCCAACAGUAUGGCCCCGUCAUGCUCGUCCACCUCGGUGGCAUCCCCACCGUCAUCGUCUCCUCCCCCAGCGCUGCCAGGGAGAUCCUCAGGACCCAUGACCUCAACUGCUGCAGCCGCCCCCGACUGGUUGGCACGGGACGCCUCUCCUAUGACUACCUUGAUAUCGCCUUCGUUGAGUACGGCGAUUAUUGGAGGGAGGUGAGGAAGAUCUCCGUGAUUGAGCUGUUUAGCGCCAAGCGAAGCGAGUCCUUCCGGUAUGUCAGGGAAGAGGAGGUGGCUUCUAUGAUCGAUUCGAUUGCAAAGUCAGCAAAUAGCGGAACUCCAAUCAAUAUGAGCGAGAGGUUCAUGUCUUUGACAGCUGACAUCACUUGCAGGGUCGCAUUUGGGGAGGCGUUUCAGGGGACAAAGUUCGACGAUGGAAGGUUAAUGCAUAUGGUUCACGAAGGGUUGGCGAUGCUGGGAAGCUUCUCGGCAUCCGAUUUUUUCCCUAGAUUCGGCUGGAUUGUGGACAGGUUCACAGGGCUUCAUUCGAGGAUGGAGGAGACCUUUCGCAAUUUGGAUGCUUUUUAUCAGCAAGUGAUUGAAGAGCAUCGGAACGCAAAUAAGAGCAACGAGGAAAAUGAGGACAUUGUCGAUUUGCUGCUGAAGAUGGAGAGGGAUCAGACUGAGCUCGCGACCAUUCGAUUCAAGGAAGAUAACAUCAAGGCCAUCCUGAUGGAUAUAUUUCUAGGUGGAGUGGACACCGGUGCACUUACCCUGGACUGGGCAAUGGCCGAACUUGCCAGGAACCCGAGGGUGAUGCGAAAAGCUCAAGAAGAGAUUCGAAGUUGUGUUGGAAACAAGAAACAGGUCGUGGAAGACGACCUCCACAAGCUCAAAUAUCUUAAGUUAGUACUCAAGGAGUCAAUGAGGUUACACCCUCCAAGUGUACUACUUAUUCCAAGGGAAACAAUGGGCCACUUCAAGCUGUUUGGCUAUGAUAUCGAACCAAAGACCCGUGUCCAGGUCAAUGUGUGGGGCAUCGGGCGGGACCCAAGCCUCUGGGAGCGUCCAGAGGAGUUUGUGCCAGAGAGAUUUGAGGAUAGUCCGAUCGAUUAUAAGGGGAAUCAUUUUGAGUUAUUGACAUUCGGAGCGGGCCGGAGGGGAUGCCCAGCGAUUUUGAUGGGGAUGGCAACGGUAGAGUUGGCGCUUGCCAAUGUCUUGCACUCUUUUGAUUGGGAAUUACCGGAGGGGAUGAAAGAGGGAGAUGUGAGCAUGGAGGAAGGGCCUGGCCUGACCGUGUUCAAAAAAGUGCCUCUUACUCUGAUGCCGGUUAGGCCAUCGCAUGAAACCAAUGUAUGACAAAAAUCGCACUCAAACUGAAACAUUGUACACUAUGUUGAUAAUGAUCAAGUGUAUGAACUGUGACUAGAGAAGAAAGAUUAUCAAUUGAGCGAGUCACUUUUUUAUUAACA